Melozone crissalis (California towhee) is the source of this 2647-nucleotide messenger RNA. RefSeq names its product autophagy related 9B (gene ATG9B). Gene Ontology annotation, cellular component: autophagosome; phagophore assembly site. Lineage: Eukaryota; Metazoa; Chordata; Aves; Passeriformes; Passerellidae. Gene Ontology annotation, biological process: autophagy of mitochondrion; protein localization to phagophore assembly site. The coding region runs from base 64 to 2382 and encodes 772 amino acids. The record is from RefSeq and is a predicted model, not a curated record. The transcript has 14 exons.
CGGGCGCGGCGCCGCCUGAGCGCCCGGCACCGGCGGGACCGGGCCGGCACCGAGCGCCAGGUGAUGGCGGAGCACGCAGAGGAGCACCGGGACCACCGGGAGUACCGGCGGCUGGAGGACUGUGAAGAGGACUCGCCCCCCGGCGAGGAGGAGGAGGAGCAGCUGCUGCUGCACGUCACCGAAGGACCGACAGACUCGUGGCACCACAUUAAGGACCUGGACAGUUUCUUCACCAAGAUCUACCAGUUCCACCAGAGGAAUGGCUUUGCCUGCGUGCUGCUCUCGGACGUGCUGGAGCUGGUGCAGUUCCUGUUCGUGGUCACCUUCAGCACGUUCCUGCUGUGCUGCGUGGACUACGACAUGCUGUUCGCCACGCGCCCGCUCAACCACAGCCACGUUCCCGAGCGCGCCAAGGUGACGCUGCCCGACGCCGUGCUGCCCGCCCCGCAGUGCGCCCGCAGGCUCCGUGGCAGCGGGUGGCUGCUGUUCCUGCUGGUGCUGGCGGGCGCGGUGUGGCUGUGCCGCCUGGUCACGGCGCUGCGGCGCCUCGUGGGCUACUGGGAGAUCCGCAGCUUCUACAUCCGAGCGCUGGGCAUCCCCGCGGAGGAGCUGUGUAACCACAGCUGGCAGUCGGUGCAGGCCCGGCUGCUGGCCCUGCAGCGGCGCCAGCCCCUGUGCGUGCCGCGCCGGGAGCUGACGGAGCUCGACAUCCACCACCGCAUCCUGCGCUUCCGCAACUACACCGUGGCCAUGGUCAACAAGUCCCUGCUGCCCGUGCGCUUCCGCCUGCCGCUGCUGGGCCCCGUGGUGUUCCUGACGCGCGGGCUGCAGUUCAACCUGGAGCUGCUGCUGUUCCGCGGCCCGGCCGCGCUCUUCCAGAACACCUGGAGCCUGCGGCCGCAGGUGAAGCGGGCGGGCGCGCGGCGGGCGCUGGCGCGGGGGCUGGCGCGGGCGGCCGUGCUGCUGGGGGUGGCCAACCUGGCGCUGUGCCCCUGCGUGCUGGGCUGGCGCCUGCUGCUCGCCUUCUUCAGCUACGCCGAGGGGCUGAAGCGGGCGCCGGGCAGCCUGGGCGCGCGCCGCUGGUCGCUCUACGCGCGCCACUACCUGCGCCACUUCAACGAGCUGGGCCACGAGCUGCGGGCGCGCCUGGGCCGCGGCCACGCGCCCGCCACCCGCUACAUGGACUCGUUCAGCAGCCCGCUGCUGGCCGUGCUGGCCCGCCACGUCGGCUUCUUCGCCGGCUCCGUGCUGGCCGUGCUCAUCGUGCUCACCGUGUACGACGAGGACGUGCUGACCGUGCAGCACAUCCUCACGGCCAUCACCCUGCUGGGGCUCGUGGUCACCGUGGCCAGGUCCUUCAUCCCGGACGAGCAUGCGGUGUGGUGCCCGGAGCAGCUGCUGCAGCGGGUCCUGGCGCACGUUCAUUACCUGCCCGAGCACUGGCAGGGCCGUGCUGGCCGUGCCGAGACACGAGCAGAGAUGGCACAGCUCUUCCAGUACAAGGCGGUUUUCAUCCUGGAGGAGCUGCUGAGCCCCCUGGUGACGCCCUUGAUCCUCAUCUUCGCCUUCCCCCCCCGCGCCCUGGACAUCGUGGACUUCUUCCGCAACUUCACGGUGGAGGUGGCGGGCGUGGGCGACAUCUGCUCCUUCGCGCAGCUGGACGUGCGCCACCACGGCGACCCGCGGUGGCUGUCCGAGGGACACACGGAGGCGCCGCCGGAGCGCCAGGCGGAGCACGGCAAGACGGAGCUGUCGCUGAUGCGCUUCGCGCUGAGCAACCCCCGCUGGCGGCCGCCGCCGCCCGCCCGCCGCUUCCUCGGCCACCUGCAGGCGCAGGUGACCCGCGACGCGGCCACCGCGCCCGGCCCGCGGCACCUGCUGCCCGAGGGGCCGCUGCCCGCGUCCCUGCUGUCCGAGGAGUCGGCCCUGGCGCCCGAGGCGCUGCUCAGCAGUGUCCUGGCGGCCAGCGGGCUGGUGGCCCGGGACCCGCGCCUCGGGCCGCCCUGCAGCACGGCCAGCGCCACCGCCAGCCUGCUGGCGUCCCUGCGGACCCCCCUGGGCACCUGCGCGGCCCCCGAGAGCCCCGGCGAGCACCCCGAGGACAGGCCGGCGCUGAGCGAGUCGCGGCUGCGCAGCCUGAGCCGCUCGGCGCUGCUGGCCGAGGUGGCCUCUGCCGAGAUGAGCCUGCACGCCAUCUACCUGCACCAGCUCCACCAGCAGCAGCAGCAGCAGCCGCAGGGCCCCCAGCCCGCGGGGGCACCCAAACACCCCUUGGUGACCACAGGCUCGGCUGCCCGCGCCUCGCAGCUGCGGGAGAUGCCGCUGGGCGGCUGGGCCGAGGAGGACGAGGAGGAGGAGGAGGAAGCGGAGACGAUGACGUAGCCGGGCCCGGCGCCGGGUCCUGGGUGUGCCGAGAGCCCCCGGAGGUGCCGGGGGAGCCGCCAGGGGCACAGUGGGGGGCUCGCCGUGCCCACUAUGCUGCCAGGGGGGCCCCGUCUGUCGGGGCCCCCUGCUCGGGCCGUCCCUGGUGCCCCCGCUACGGUGCAGGGCCAGGGGUGCUGCCAGGGCCCCCCCAGGUGCUGAUUUUGGGGGGCACAGCGCUGGUGCCCCCCGUGGUGCCCCGAGCACCAGCUGAAAUAAAGGUUUA